This is a messenger RNA of Anopheles marshallii, 410 nucleotides long. It is a transcript of the gene hoip, whose product is annotated as NHP2-like protein 1 homolog. Gene Ontology annotation, molecular function: RNA binding. The transcript has 2 exons. Lineage: Eukaryota; Metazoa; Arthropoda; Insecta; Diptera; Culicidae. The record is from RefSeq and is a predicted model, not a curated record. Gene Ontology annotation, cellular component: small-subunit processome; precatalytic spliceosome; U4/U6 x U5 tri-snRNP complex. Gene Ontology annotation, biological process: mRNA splicing, via spliceosome; ribosome biogenesis; maturation of SSU-rRNA. The coding region runs from base 1 to 408 and encodes 135 amino acids.
AUGGUAAGUGAAAUUAGCUGUGGAAUUACUGAAGAGGUUAACCCGAAGGCUUACCCACUGGCCGACCAGUCACUUACUUCGAAGAUCAUGACGCUUAUCCAGCAGGCGGUAAACUACAAGCAGUUGCGCCGCGGUGCUAACGAAGCUACCAAAACGCUGAACCGUGGUCUGUCCGAGUUCAUCGUGAUGGCGGCCGAUGCGGAACCGAUCGAAAUCAUCUUGCAUCUUCCGUUGCUGUGCGAAGACAAGAACGUGCCGUACGUGUUUGUGCGGUCCAAGCAGGCGCUCGGUCGUGCGUGCGGUGUAUCACGCCCAAUCGUCGCCUGCUCCGUGACUAUUGACGAAGGAUCGCAGCUGAAAUCUCAGAUUGUAUCAAUCCAGCAGGAGAUCGAACGGCUGCUCGUUUAAAA